Paraglomus brasilianum is the source of this 177-nucleotide messenger RNA. Lineage: Eukaryota; Fungi; Glomeromycota; Glomeromycetes; Paraglomerales; Paraglomeraceae. The record is from the annotation of a GenBank genome assembly.
AUGGAAGACACUGGUGAAUUGAUGACUGAAGCGGAACUUGAACGUCGUGCACAAAAGGACCUUUUUAUUGCCAGGUUCAGGUCAAUUUGGGCGGUGGAUCUACCAGGUGUUGAUAAUCAAAAAAAGAAACGCUUCCACCGUAUUAGUAAGCCGAUACGCCAUCCGUUCCAGAAUUAG